GUUGCGACACAGGCUUCGGUCACCGGCUAGCGAAGCGACUGUCGCGUAAAGGGUUCAUGGUCUUCGCCGGCUGCCUGAGCUCCAACAGUGAUGGAGCAGAGAAGCUUAAGCUUCAUUCCAAUGUAAAAGUUUUGCAACUAGACGUCACGGACCAGAAACAAGUUGACGACGCCCUGGAUACAAUCAACAAACAACUAGGCAACAGAGUGCUUUGGUCGGUGGUCGCGAACGCUGGAAUAGGAGCCGGUGGCCUCCUCGAAUGGCUGACCACGGAAACGGUCGCCAAGGUUUUCGACGUCAACGUUCUCGGUGCUCUUCGCGUCAUCAAAAAGUUCCUACCUCUGCUGAAGAAGAGCCGGGGCAGAGUGGUCGCGCUCGCCAGUCCGCUAGGCCAUUUCACAGUUCCCAUGGUGGCGCCGUACUGCAUGACGAAGCACGCCGUCGUCUCGAUGAUGGACGCUUUCCGUCGAGAAUGUAACAUUAGGGGCGUAGACGUAGUCACCGUGGAGCCAUCCGCUUACAGGACUUCAAUCGUCCAGAUGUACAAUGUUCCCAAGGAACAGUUGAUGCGGGAGUUGCGGCAGCGGGCGCCGGAAGUCAUCGCCGACUACACCGAAGAAGAAAUCGACGGUGCCGUAAGGGCGAUGGACAAGUUCACCCAGCUUCUCAUAAGGGAGGAUCCCGAGGAGUGCGUCGACGUUCUGGAGAGGGCAGUCACGGAGACAAACCCAAAGACUCACUACCACUCACCCUGGGGACUAGAUAGAGUCUACCCGCUACUGAUCAUGUCCCUACCUAGUGAGGUCGCCGACUUCGUCAUUAAUCUCACCCGAAACCUGCAAAUGAAGUUGUUGUCAAGGUCGCCAAAGGGCUAGAAAGCUUAGCUCAAAUGGACAUCAAGAAAGCAAUGCUCAGAGAGUGUGUCCGUAAACUUCUUACCGUUUGUGGAUUACAGGGUUAGCGCGAGAACUUUACGGCUGCACCGCGGUUGCUAAGACAGUCUUUUGACGCAGGGUGCUACUAGAAGUGUGUACUGCGCAUGACAUAUUAGUGUCACCCAAAAACUGCAAAUAAGGAUUCUGUCCAGGUCGCCAAGGGCUAGAAAGCU
This is a messenger RNA of Rhipicephalus sanguineus (brown dog tick), 1108 nucleotides long. Its product is annotated as retinol dehydrogenase 7. Lineage: Eukaryota; Metazoa; Arthropoda; Arachnida; Ixodida; Ixodidae. The record is from RefSeq and is a predicted model, not a curated record. The transcript has 4 exons. Gene Ontology annotation, molecular function: oxidoreductase activity. The coding region runs from base 57 to 875 and encodes 272 amino acids.